This is a messenger RNA of Exophiala mesophila, 1819 nucleotides long. RefSeq lists its product as uncharacterized. The transcript is spliced from 3 exons. The record is from RefSeq and is a predicted model, not a curated record. Bases 586 to 1581 code for a protein of 331 amino acids. Gene Ontology annotation, molecular function: oxidoreductase activity. NCBI's taxonomy places the organism in Eukaryota, Fungi, Ascomycota, Eurotiomycetes, Chaetothyriales, Herpotrichiellaceae.
UAAUAAUUGUUCUUCUACUAAUCCUCUUCAAAUCCUCUACCCCACGCAUCCUCUUGCCAGCCACACACCCUGAACCACGUGCAUGAACAGCCCCUCCACCACCUCCAAUACCUCCACACCACUAAUCUCCAUCUUCAACACAGACACGUAUUUUUAUCCGAUACCCGUCCACGAUCGCUCCACCUCGUCAGCACUUUAUUCAUACUGCCGGACACAUCAUUCGCAUCCGCCUUCUCCUUGCGAUCCGAACCCUAACUUGGAUUCGCUGACGCCGACGCUGACGUACGAGGCAUACAAAAUAGAAAAGUCAAGACGUAUUCUGCUCGAACAGGGGACCAAUAGCACACACGCGUUGCACCUUCACACACCUCCGAUCUAGCCGCCAUCAAAAGACACCAACCGUGCUCUCAAUCAAUCCAACUCGAGCAGACCAUUUCCCUCACCCCAAUACCUCCAAAACCCGAUUGCAUCCCCUUUGACCAUUCUGGUCUCCCGGGUCUUGUUUGCGUGCGCCCCUGGGGCGGGUUGACAUAGGAAAAGAGGAGGCAGCCCGACAUACUACCAACCUCCUCUCUCAAGUCAACCAUGUCACCCCCGUACGCGUUUCCUCCGACCAAAAACAUCCUCAUCAUCGGUGCCACCGGCACAAUCGGUACAUAUAUCGUCCGCGCCAUCAUCGAUUCGAGAGAACAUUUUGAUCGGAUAUGUGUUUUGACCAGUGAAAAGACUCUGGUGCAAAAGGUUCAGGAUAUUGCUGCGUUGGAAGCUUGGGGGGUUGAAGUCUUUACUGGGAGAUUAGAGAGUGAAAGUGCUAUCAAGAGAGCAUGUGAAGGUAUUGACACCAUUGUCUCAUGUGUCGGACGCGCGGGUAUUGAGAAACAAAUCAAAAUCAUCACAUGGGCUGAAGAAGCUGGCGUGCGACGGUUCUUCCCUUCUGAGUAUGGCACCGAUAUCGAAUACUGGCCGGAAUCGUCCGCCGAACCGCCGCAUCAAUUAAAACUCAAGGUCCGCGCUCACAUGAAGACCAUGAACCGAUUAGAAUACACCUACCUGGUCACGGGUCCUUACAGCGAUCUGUAUUUUGGCAUGAUGAAACCCAAACCGGAGAUUGGUCAAUUUGAUGUCAAGAACCGAAAGGCCAUCUUGUUGGGUGACGGUGAAGGACCGGUGAGCUUUACCGCCAUGGCAGACGUUGGCAAAUUCCUUGUAGCUGCCCUUCUCAACCCUCGGGCCGCGCGCAACACGACUUUGGUGGUCCAUUCCUUCACAGCCACACCCAACGAAAUCCUGGCCGAAUACGAACGACAAACAGAUAGCAAAUGGGAGGUUUCAUACACGUCAAUCGAACGGUUACGCGAGAUUGAAAAGGAAGAAUACCAAAUCUACUCGCCCAUGGCCACCGUGGUCACGCUACGGCGUAUCUGGACCGAUGGCGGUACACUGUACAAGUUUUAUGACGACAGUAUUCUCGGUGAGGUGGAUUCGGAAACUUUGGAAAGUCAGGUGGCCGCCAAUAUUGUCAAACAAGAGCAAGGAGAGGGGAAUUUCCCGAGUUUGUUGAGGAAGUUGAGUUUAACGUGAGUGAGUGAGUGAGGGAGUGAGUGAUUGUCUGGGUGAGAUCGUCAUGGUGGUCGGGCGAUUCCUAUCGACCUGUGGUGUUUCUUGAUGGUGACAUGUGUCCACCGUAUGUUUUGUAUUCCUACCGAUUGUGACACCAUAUGAGGGACUCAAAGGACUGAUGAGUAGUUCAUCCGAGGUAUGUCCAUGAUUAAUUGAUUGGGUAGGUAGAGAAAUACAGUUGUAAUUGGAUGUGUUUGUG